Messenger RNA from Lontra canadensis (Northern American river otter), 9141 nucleotides. It is a transcript of the gene HELZ2, whose product is annotated as helicase with zinc finger 2. The transcript is spliced from 20 exons. NCBI's taxonomy places the organism in Eukaryota, Metazoa, Chordata, Mammalia, Carnivora, Mustelidae. The record is from RefSeq and is a predicted model, not a curated record. Bases 179 to 8992 code for a protein of 2937 amino acids. Gene Ontology annotation, molecular function: RNA nuclease activity; 5'-3' DNA helicase activity; RNA binding.
UGGGGCGUCAGCGCUCCGAGUCACCCGCGGGCAGAAACGAAAGUGAUCGCUCGGCGCGGGGCGGGCGCCGGUGGCGGGGGCGGCUCCGCGCGCAGGACUUCUCAUCAUGGGCCAACAGCCCCAGAGGACCCAGUGAUGCUGUGAGCCUCGGACGGCCCUCCGCAGACCCAGGCCAGGCAUGCUGUCCCCAGGGUCUGGUUCGUUACCCACCAGCCCCAUGGCCGCCAAGGAGCAGUCUCUGGCCAGGCUGUGUGCGCAGGUGGACCUGCACCUGGGCUGCCCCCGCUGUACUCAGCGCCUGAAUGAGAGCACGUACGUGCUGCGCCGGACAGAGCACCACUGUCCGCGAGAGACCCUGCUGGCCCGCUUCAGGCGAGCCAGCAAGAGCCGGGUGUGGCGCAAGGUGGCCCGUCGUCCCAGCUUCCCUCGGCCUGCCCGCUAUGACGUCUGCUGGUACUACAGCCCGGGGCUCGGCUGCCGGCGGCACGGCAACCAGUGCACCUUCGCCCGCAGCCGGGAGGAGGCCCUGGUCUGGAACUUUGAGCGCGAGCACAAUGUCGGGCGUCUGUGGCUCAAGACUGAGCUGCAGGGCGGGGGUGCCCAGGGGGAGCAGCACAGCCCCGCGGACGCCAUCCGCGCGGAGCAUGGCGGUCACUUCCAGCUGCUCUGCUCUCACUGCUUCCGGAGCUGUCCUCCGCGCCUCUGCCCCAUGGACGCCCAGGGCCACUGCCCCCAGCACGGGGCCUGCCCUUCACUCCUGGCUCACGUGAGCGCCGAGGGCAGCCGCAAGCAGCAGGUAGUGGAGGUGCGGCCGCAGCCCCAGUACGGCCAGCCGCUGGCCUACUGCAUGUACGUGGGGCGCGGGCGGCCGUGCCGGCACGGGGCCUCCCGCUGCCAGUAUGCACACAGCGCAGUGGAGAUGGCCGUGUGGGAGGCCGAGCAGCUGGGGGGGCUCCAGCGGCGGGACCUGCUCUCACCCACUGCCCCCAGAGAGGACGAAUGUGCAGCCCCCUGCGGCCAGCCCCGCAGUGUCCGGCUGUACUGCCGUGCCUGCCUGGUCACCUGCCCCUCCCAGGAGGCCUUCGAGAACCACUGCUCAUCCCUGGAGCACGCACAGAUGGUGGCCUUGGACCCGGCCGAGCUCUGGGAGCACCGCAGCCCACCCACGGGGCUCUCCACGUUUGAGCUCUGCCCCAAACCCGACCUCUGUGAGUACGGGGAGGCCUGCACUAAGGCGCACUCUGAGCCAGAGCUGCAGGAGUGGGUGCAGCGGGCGCAGGGCCUGGAGCUGAGGGAGCAGGCCGCCUGGCAGGAGGGGCUGGUGUCUUACCAGGCCCGGCUGCUGGCUGAGUACCAGCGAAGUCGAAGUGAGGUUCUGGUGCUGGCGGAGACUGUUGAUGGCGUGUCUGUCACGUGCAACCAGCCCUUGGUGCAUCAGGCCCCCGAGAAGAAGAUUCAGCACAGCUGGGUAUUUGACAUCUGCUCUGAGGAACCCCUGCUGCACGUGGCCCUGCUCAAGCAGGAGCUGGGAGCAGACUUCUCGCUGGUGGCCCCCCGCCUCCCGCUGGGCCAGCUCUAUGCAAAGGGGGAGCGUUUCCGAGCAGGUGCCAACCCAGCCAGGUUCCGGGUGGAGGUGCGAGUGCAGGGCGCCUCCUUCGGCUGCUUCGAGCAGUGGGUGGUUUUCGACUUUGGCCGCCGGCCUGCCCUGCUUCAGAAGCUGGGGCUGCUGCUGGGCCAGGUGCGCUGCCCGGGGCCGCAGGGCAGGCUGGCGUGUGGCCACACCGAGGAACUGGAGCGCUGGCACACGGGCAACCGCCACGUGGUGCCUGGUGUGGAGCGGACAGCCGAGCAGGUGGCCCUGGUAGCCAAGUACAAGGUGCCCGCCCUGGCGCUGGACUUCUGUCCCGGGGGCUCCGCCCCAGGCCCCAUGUCCUGCGCCGACUACCGCCCGAGGGUGCAUCAGUUUCUCUAUGAGGAGGAGGCGGCUCAGCAGCGGCUGGUGGCCAGGCUGAACUUCCGGGGUCCGGUGUCCCUGCGGACAGCCCUGGAGACGCCGGCCCUGGGCAUGCUCUUCCCGCCCUCAGGGGCCCUCUAUGCUGAGGUCCCCACACCCUCCUCGUGGAUGCCGGACACGGACGAGGGCUUUCUGCUGGGCCGGGCGGUCAGCACAGCCCUGGUGGCCCCCGUCCCUGCAUGCGACCGCACGGUGUUUGAAGUGCUGCUGGAGACGCGGGCGAGCUCGGAGCAGGCGCUGUGGCUGCUGCUGCCGGCCCGCUGCUGCGUGGCCCUGGGGCUACGGCCCGACACCAGCCCCCUCCUUGAGGUGCAGUUCCAGAUCGACCCACUGACCUUCCGCUUCUGGCACCAGGCGGUAGACGCGCUGCCUGACGUGCGACUGGUGGUGCCGGACCUGCCGACGUGCUCCUUGCCCCGGCCUCUGCCCGCGCCCCCCGCGAUGCAUGGCAACCACAAGCAGAAGCUGGCUGUGGCGCUCAUUGCGGGCAGUAGCCCGGGGGGCGUCCGGCCCAUUGCCCCCCUGCUCAUCUACGGCCCCUUUGGCACAGGCAAGACCUACACGCUGGCCAUGGCCUCCCUGGAGGUCAUCCGGCAGCCCCACACCAGGGUGCUCAUCUGCACGCACACCAACAGCGCGGCCGACAUCUACAUCGAGGAGCACUUCCACCGCUACGUGAGCAGCGGCCACCCUGAGGCCACUCCGCUGCGGGUGAUGUUCACGGACCGCCCGCCCGGCCAGACCGACGCGGCCACGCUGCGCUACUGCCUCCUGACCGCGGACCGCCGGGCCUUCCGCGCCCCGACACAGGCCGAGCUGGAGCGGCACCGCAUUGUGGUGGCCACGGCGUCCCAGGCGCGCGAGCUCAGGGUGCCCAGCGGCUUCUUCUCGCACAUCCUCAUCGACGAGGCCGCCCAGAUGCUGGAGUGCGAGGCGCUCACCCCGCUGCGCUACGCCGGGCCCGGCACACGCCUGGUGCUGGCGGGGGACCACCGGCAGGUCACGCCCAGGCUCUUCAGCGUGCCGGGCGCCCAGGCCGCGGGCCACACCCUGCUCUGCCGCCUCUUCUGGCACUACCAGCGGGAGGCCCACGCCGUGGCGCGGCACAGCCGGCUCAUCUUCCACGAGAACUACCGCUGCACCGAGGCCAUCCUUCACUUCGUCUCGCGGCACUUCUACCUGGCCGAGGGCAGCCCCAUCCACGCCAGCGGCCGGGUCCCUCGCCACCCCACGCACUACCCUCUCAUGUUCUGCCACGUGGCGGGCAACCCCGAGCGGGACCUGUCACGCGCGUCCUGGCUGAACGCGGCGGAGAUCGCCCAGGUCGUGGAGAAGGUGCAGGAGAUCUACCAGAGCUGGCCCUCCUGCUGGGGCAGCCGCGAGCAGAGGCACAUCUGUGUCGUGUCCCACGGUGCCCAGGUGGGUGCACUGAGGCAGGAGCUGAGGAAGAGGGACCUGGGCCAGGUGUCUGUGGGCAGCUUUGAGAUCCUGCCAGGGCGGGAGUUCCGGGCUGUGGUGCUGAGCACCGUGCACAACCACAGCAGCCUGCAGAGCUCGGGGCCGCCCGCCCUGGGCUUCUUCACCGAUGCCCGCGUGCUCAACACCGUCAUGACGCGCGCCCAGUCCCAGGUGGUGGCUGUGGGCAAUGCCGUGGCCCUCUGCUCCUUCGGGGCCUGUAGCAAGCUCUGGAAGAGCCUCAUCCGCGAGUGCGUGAAGCACCACAGCGUCCAGCCCAAGAGCCUGUCCCUGGAGCACAUUGAGCAGAGCGCGGUCCAGAGCAGGAGGCAGCGCUGGGCCCUCCAAGCAGAGAGAGCUGUGGCUGCUGUGGCCCAGGACACUGUCCGGGAAGAGGGCACAGCAGGGGCUCUAGCCACAGAGCACGUGGCCACGGACAACGUGGCACCAGGGGCUGAAGGGAGGACAUCCCCUUCCAAGACCCGGGCAGCAAGAGACGAAGCCACACAGAGCAUAGAGGCUGGGGACGCGGCACUGGGGUCUGUGGCAGGGGGAUGCCCAGUGGUGAGGGAGACCGCCCUGGUGCCCCCAGAGGCAGAGGACACGACCUCAGCAGGGAACUCGUUGAUGGGGGAUGUGGCCCCCGGGAAGGCAGUGGCCGGGCUGCCGGCCACGGAAGAUGGGGACCCCGAGGACCUCGAGGACUCUGAGUCGGACUUCUGGCCCUCCGACAUGGAGCUCAACGCGGACGACUCCAUCCUGCAGGAGCUCCUGGAUGAAGCCCGGAACGUGGCGGUGACCGUCCAGGAAGACGGGCUGCUGGACGCCGUCGCCCGGCCCGAGUCCCCACAGCAGGCCUGGCAGUACAGGAGCCUGCCGCGGGCCGCGCUGCGGAAGCUGCUGAACUUGGAGCCUGAGCUGUACCGCCCCUGUGCCUUCGUGCAGGAGACCUUCGAGCGGGCGCUGGCCGUCCCGCUGGAUGACGCGGACUGUGGCCCCAUCCACAUCAGGGGCCGCCUGCACUGUGGGAUGGCCUUCAGCGGGGAUGAGGUGCUGGUGGAGGUCCUGGGCACAGACAGAGGCCCCUCGGGGAGGCCGCAGGGCCGGGUGGUGGGCGUGCUGAAGAGGAAGCGGCGGGAGCUGGUGUUCGUGUGCCGCACGGACGAGUGGGACCCUCGCAUCAUGACCCCCAUCGACAGCUCCGUGACCAAGAUCUUCGUGGCUGAGCUGAAGGACCCACUGCAGGUUCCCGUGCACUGCGUCCAGCAGGGCCGUGUGCGGCGUGUGGGCUACGAGCGGCUCCCUGCCGAGGCCCGCGGCAGCCGGCUCUUCUUGGUGCGUGUUGUCCUGUGGCGGCCCCGCUUCUACUACCCCCUGGGCAUCAUCCUGGAGGUGCUACCCGAGGCCACCAGCUGGGAGCAGGGCCUGCGCAUCCUUGACCUGGAGUACGGCCUGAGGGCACCAGGGCCGGAGCCGGCCUCUGUCAGCAGGGCGCUGCGGAAGUACCGGGCGGAGCUCAGCCGGGGACCCGACCGCCGGGAGGAUUGCCGCGGCUUUCUGACCUUCACUGUGGACCCCCAGGGUGCCCGCUACCUAGACGAUGCCCUCAGCGUCCGAGAUCUGGGCUCCAAGUACGAGGUGGCCGUGCACAUCGCCGACGUGGCCAGCGCUGUCCCCAGGGACGGGCCUCUGGACCUGGAGGCCCGCAGAAGGGGUAUCACGUUCUAUGCCCCUGACCGGGAGCCGCAGCCCAUGCUGCCGGCCGGCCUCUGCCAGGACGCGCUCAGCCUCCUGCCGGGCCAGGAUCGCUUGGCCGUCUCCCUCUUCCUCAUGGUUGAGAAGGGCAGCGACCAGCUCAAGGGCCUGCGCUUCGCGCCCUCUGUGAUCCGCUCUGACCGCCAGCUGUCCUACGAGGAGGCCGAGCAUGUCAUCAGGCGACACCCGGGGGCCGGCGGGGAGUUGCCCAGCCUCUUGGACUCUGUGGACGCCUGUGUCGUGGCCGCCUGCCACUUCUCCCGCGUGCUGCGCCGAGCCCGCCUGGGGACCGACGCGCACUACGAGCAGCCCGGCGAGGACGGCGUGCUGGGCUUCCGCGCGGCCCACGCCAUGGUCAAGGAGUACAUGGUCCAGUUCAACAGCCUGGCGGCCGAGCUCCUCGUGAGCAGCGAGUGCACGCGGACGGUCACGCCGCUGCGGUGGCAGCCUGCACCCAGUGAGCGCCAGCUCGUGGCGCUGGGGGAGAAGCACGGGGAGCUGGUGCCCCUGUCCCUGCACCUGCACCACCACCUACGGGGCUGUGGGUCCCCCGGCCGACAGGUCUACCUCCUGGCCGCCCUGUGGAGGCACCUGCAGCGUGCCGCCCGCACCGGGGACCGCAAUCUGCUGGCGGACCUCAUCACCACAGACGACAUGCACCCCUCCCUGGCUCCCGUGGGCCUUGACCUCCGCAAGGCCCUGGGCCGCUCUGUGUUUGGCCGCUCCCGCCAGGGCGAGCAGCAGGUGGCGGGGCACUACGCGCUGCGGGUGGACUGGUACACGUGGGCCACCUCGCCCAUCCGCAGGUACCUGGAUGUGGUACUGCAGCGGCAGAUCCUGCUGGCGCUGGGCCACGGGGGUGCCCCCUACUCCGCCAGGGACAUCGACGGGCUGUGCCAGGAAUUCAGCCACCAGCACGCGCGCGCCCAGGCCUAUCAGCGCCAGGCCCGAAGCCUGCAUCUGGCAGCGCAGCUCAGGGUCCAGCCCCGGGGCAAGCUGGGCAUCGUGGCAGGCGUGGAGACGGGCGCCCGCGGCUUCAAGCUGCUCUUCCCCACCAACCCCGAGACCCUGCCUGACCCCUGCCCUGUGCAGUACCGCGCCCUGCAGCUGGCCGAGCACCCCAAGGACCUGGCCGGGCGGCCAGGCCUGCGGCUGGAAUGGCGGCGCCGCAUCUACUCGGUGCAGGCGGAAGGGCCGUGCUCCCCGCGGCCCGGUGCCCUGCUGGACCCCCACACCCGGCGGGUGGACGCCGCCCCGUGGGAGCAGCUGCUGGAGCUAGUUCAGGCGGAGCUGUGGCCUGAGGCGGCGGCCCUGGUGCGGGAGCUGGGCACGGCGGAGCCCCCGCCCCGGGAGCUGGGCCGCGUGAGGCACAGCCGCUGUGGCCACUUCGUGGAGGUGUCCCGGGAGCUGGGCAGCGGGGACGUGCUGCAGGUGCAGCUCAGCGCCGGCCUGCAGCGGGGCUUCCUGGUGCCAAGCCUGCAGCUGUGCACUGUGGCGCCGGGCCUCACCCUCUGCCUGCAGCACGUGGAGCGGCCCAGCGACUGCUUUCUGGACCAGGCACCCCGGGCGGCGCAGGACCGGUGUCUCGAUGAGGGCGAGUACGCCCGCGUGUGGGGGCCCUUCUGCUCUCUGGAGUCGGCCACAGGCGCCGUCUCAGAGGGCGACUCCAUCACGCUGCAGCAGGUCAGCGUGUCCUGGGACACAAAGCAGGUGGCGCAGGGGCAGCUGCGUGGCUCCUUCUGCCUGGAGCCGUCCUUCCUCAGCGAGCACGGCAUUGACCUCAGCUUCGGCCACUGCUACCUCUGCAUCCGGCUCGAGGGGCUGCCGGCCAUGCCCAUUGCAGGGGGGCCGCACCCCCCAGCUGGCCCUGGCCAGCCUCCCCUCCUGAGCAUUGACCCUGACACGUACACUUGGGUGGCCCACGGGCUGACAGAACGCUGGGGCCCGGAGGAGGGCCAGGCCGACCGGCAGGAGGCCUCCGGGCAGGUGUACUUCGUCGUGCAGCACAUGCCCGUGGAGAAAGUCCCGGAAGAGGUGCUCAGACGGGGCACGCGGUUCACUAUUGAGGUGCUGCCCAAGCAGCUUCCUGACGUUCGCAAGGAAGAAGCUGUGAGUAGGCUGGACCGCGCGUCCCCGCUGGUCGUCAGCAUUGCCCUGGGCCGGCCCAUCCCUCCGCCCUGCCGCCUUGCUCCCGAGCAGACCCCCCACAGAGGGACGUACAACAGGCUCCUGGAGAAACGCGUGUUCGACCUCCCCGGAGGCUGCCACACACUGAACUCCAGCCAGAACCGGGCUGUCAGGGCGGCCCUGCAGAAGCCGUUCACAGUGAUCCAGGGCCCGCCAGGCACCGGGAAGACGGUUGUGGGUUUCCACAUCGUGUUCUGGUUUCACAAGGCAAAUGAGGAGCAGGUGAUGGCCUGGGGCGCCCCCAGGGAGGAGGAGCUGCUGGGGGGCCCGUGCGUCUUGUAUUGCGGUCCCUCAAACAAGUCAGUGGACGUCCUGGCAGGACUGCUGCUGUGUAGGAGAGCAGAGCUGAAGCCGCUAAGGGUGUACAGCGAGCAGGCCGAGGCCACUGAAUUCCCGGUGCCCAGUGUGGGCAGCAGCGGCCCGCCCAGGAAGACCCCUCGGGAGGGGAGGCCCAACCAGAGCCUCAGGAGCAUCACCCUACACCACAGGGUCCGGCAGGCCUCCAACCCCUACGCGGCGGACAUCAGGGGGUUCGACACUCGGGUGCAGAAAGGGGAGGUCUUUUCCAAGGAAGACCUCAACCGGUACAAGCAGGUGCUGGGGAAGGCACGGAAGUUCGAGCUGGAGCGGCACCGGGUCGUCUUGUGUACGUGCUCGUGUGCGGCCUCAGCUGGCCUCAGGAGGCUGGCUGUGCGGCAGGUCCUCAUUGACGAAGCAGGCAUGGCCACGGAGCCCGAGACCCUCAUCCCGCUGGUGGCCUUCUCAGGGGUGGAGAAGGUGGUUCUUCUGGGGGACCACAAGCAACUGCGGCCUGUGGUCAGGAGUGAGCAGCUGCAGAAUCUGGGGCUGGACCGGUCUCUCUUCGAGAGGUAUCACGCGGAUGCUUACCUGCUAGACACACAGUACCGCAUGCACGCGGACAUCUGUGCCUUCCCCUCUACGGAGUUCUACAAGAAGAAGCUGAAGACCUGGCCGGGCCUGAAGCGGCCCCCCAGCGUCCUGGGCCACGCUGGAAAGGAGAGCUGCGCUGUCAUCUUUGGCCAUGUGCAGGGCCAUGAGCAGAGCCUACUGGUGUCCACAGAUGAAGGGAAUGAAAACUCCAAGGCCAACCCAGAGGAGGUGGCCGAGGUGGUCCGCAUUGCUAAGCAGCUGACCCUGGGCAGGACCGUGGACUCCAAGGACGUUGCCAUUCUCACGCCCUACAACGCUCAGGCUGCGGAGAUCGGCAAGAGGCUUGGGCAAGAGGGUGUCACUGGAGUGAGCGUGUGCUCCAUCACCAAGAGCCAGGGAAGCGAGUGGCGCUACGUGCUGGUGAGCACCGUGCGUACGUGCCCCGAGAGUGACCUGGACCAGCGGCCGACGAAGAGCUGGCUGAAGAGGUUCCUGGGCUUUGUGGUGGACCCCAAUCAAGUGAACGUGGCCAUCACCCGGGCCAGAGAGGGUCUCUGCUUCAUUGGGGACCACCGCCUCCUGCGUUGUUGCCCUCUCUGGCGGAGAUUCCUGGACUUCUGCGAGGACCAGCAGAGCCUCGUGCCCGCCAGCCAGGUGCGCGUUCGGAGGAGGCCUGCCCUGUCUCCCUGAAGAGCCCACUCUGCCUGCCCACUGCCCUCGGGCUGCCAGGACUUCGAGGCAAAGUCCCCACCCCGAUUCUGCAGCCUGCCUUGUCAGGCCGCACUCAGCAGAAUCCCACAGUGCCUUCGGUUAGGGUUAGGUACUGCCGGCCGCCCCGC